CGAAGUUGUCUUCAUAAAUAAGCAAGAUUUCAAGUGUUUUGUGUCAAGUUUAAAUGUUGCUUUUCCUUAAGUGACCCUCCAGAUUGGCAAACUCUACUAGAGGGCUGUAGUCAUCUAUUAGCGACUGUUGGUGAUGACGUGCCCGAUGAAAAUCUGUAUAAACUCAGAAUGACGGACAUGGCUGUCGAUGCUUCAGUUCACCUAGGACACUGGGAGGAAGCUGUGGGAUACGGGGAGAAAACCCUUCCAGUAUACAGACAAUACUACCCUGAUCCCCAUCCGGUCCAUGGAGUCCAGCUGAUGAGAGUCGGAAAGCUGCAACAUUACCUGGAACACAUUGAGGACGCUUUGGACACAUUCAAACAGGCCUAUCGGAUCGUAAAGCUCACUCACGGUGACGAUCACCCCAUGACCACCGACCUGUUGAUGAAGAUGGAGGAAUGCCGCUCUGAGACGGUUCAACGCUCCUCCAGCAGCCACAAAAAAGAAAAAAAACUCUGACUGGACUCAUGUACACUUCACUUGGAAGGGGAUUUCACUUUGUGUCUUGAUGUCAUAUAGUCUAUAGAUGUUAUUAGUGUGUCAAACCCAAACCUCAGAUUUAUGAUAUGGACAGAAAGUAGAGAAAUACACAUUUUACUUCUGUAAAUUAUACAUGAAUGUCCUGAUGUCUACCACAUACAUAAAAUGAUCCCUAUUUUUCUCAGUUCAAGUUUAUUGAAAUACAAAUUGUGUGUGUGUGUGUGUGUGUGUGUGUGUGUGUGUGUGUGUGUAUUUGUGUCUGUCUCACAGACAAUGAGAGAGAAUGGAGACCUGUCGGCCUCUGUCCCCUGCGUUUUAUCUUCACAUACCAUCUAGAUGGGUAAUCUCAUGUCCGCAGUUGUGUGUGUGUGUGUGUGUGUGUGGGUGUGUGUGCAUGCGUGGGGGGUUGUUUUAGUAAAGUCAGGUUUUCAAAACAUCCAUCUUUCCUAUAUACAUAUCCAUCACACACACUUCCCAUGUUAAGCCCUGUGUUUGUGUGUUACAAGUUAAGCCCAGAGUGUGUCUAUGAUGGAAUGUGGUGAUGAGUUUCUCACACACACACACUUCCCAUGUUAAUCCCCAAAGUCUAUCGUUAGCAAACUAAUGACGGCAUUUCCCCUCAGAGGGGAACCCUGUGUGUGUGUGUGUGUGUGUGUGUGUGUGUGUGUGAUGGUUAUGUUUCUAAAAGGUUUUGCUUUAAUGCAACUAAGUCAACAUGUUAGAAACCACAAAUCCAUCAUUUGUCCUGGAGUAAACUUUUCUCUGUUCAAGAUUAUUCGGCGUAAAAAAAGUUGAAUAAUUCUAAACAAUAAUUACAAAAUGACAGAAGUUACCGCUCCUUUUAAUAUCCCUCUUCAUAUGUGUGGAAGAAAAAAAGAAAAGGCUUUCAUUAAUUUCAUCUUGAAUAAUGAAAUGAACUGAAUGUGAAGAUUGAAUGGAGUCGUGCGGUAAUGAAACUGGUGACUGAAUGCUCUGUGGACGUCUGUCCUGCUCUACAAUACUUCUGUUCCUACCUCCAUUACUCACUUUAGUUGCUCUGUUGCUUUCCGUCCCUCACCCUCUCCCUUUCUCCCCUCUUACCUCUUAACUGCUAUCAAAUUAGAUUUACUAUCGCUUAAGCAUAACCCUCCGUCUCCCCCCUCUCUGUCACUCGCUGUCUCUGCCCCAUUUUCUGUCUCUCUCACUCCCCAUAGGCUUUCAAAUUAAAAUCACUAUUCAUCGGUGUCGCUCUCUCGCUGCAUGUCUCUGCAGGCAGCCUGAGCCAAUCACAAAGAGGAACCCGUCUUCAUUCGCUCACCCUCCUGCCAUUUGCUUUCCCCCAAUUUCAAUUUUCCCUGUUAUUUCGGAGACACUCCUCCUCUCUGUCUCCCCCUGAACCACCUCACUUUGACACUCUCCUUGCUAUCAUCUCUCACUCUCUGUCUCCCUCCCUCCUCUGUAUCUUCACGUCCGUCUAUUCUUAUUGUGCGCUGAUUAUAUUGUAGUGACUGCCUCUAUUGUAGCUCCCAGGACACAUUUAAACUUUGCUAUGAACCCUUGUUGAGCUGAAAGUUGCUUGUUUCUUUUGUAAGGACUUUAGCCGGGUUAGCGACACGGCUCUGGGGAUGUUCGCCUGCCUGUCAGUCGGUCUGUUGGUCCAACACUUUGCUCCAGACUUGUCAUGAAAUGUGGCACAAACCUUCAUGGUCCCCAGAGAAUCACUCCUCCUGACUUUACAGCUUGUGCAGAAAUGUGGUUGACAUUUGUUGUUUGGAGGGAAAUGUCUCAAUAACUAUUGGAUGGAUUGCCAAUAAAUAUGACAUCAUUGUAAUCA
Molecule: messenger RNA, 2335 nt
Organism: Cottoperca gobio
Lineage: Eukaryota; Metazoa; Chordata; Actinopteri; Perciformes; Bovichtidae
Product: histone-lysine N-methyltransferase SMYD3-like
Exons: 3
Coding region: 169-501 (110 amino acids)
Molecular function (GO): protein binding
Source: RefSeq, a predicted model, not a curated record